GAUGCAUCUCGUGGGCUGCGACGAGAUGACGAGAGAAUUUGGGAGGCCGUCAUGGGCAGCGGCCGGCAGCUUAUGGUUGUCCUGACCAAGGCAGACCGCUGCCACCCGGAGGAUCUCCACCGUAACGUGGCGGAGGUGCUUGCAGCACUUCAGCCUUUGGACCACGAGCUCGUUUGGCCGUACGUCCAUGCCGUUUCCGCAGAGCUGAAUUUGGGGCUGAGGGAGCUUCGCGCUUCCUUGGGCCCGGUAAGCCCAAGAG
This is a messenger RNA of Symbiodinium pilosum, 259 nucleotides long. The record is from the annotation of a GenBank genome assembly. Lineage: Eukaryota; Dinophyceae; Suessiales; Symbiodiniaceae.